Messenger RNA from Pygocentrus nattereri (red-bellied piranha), 2475 nucleotides. RefSeq lists its product as uncharacterized. NCBI's taxonomy places the organism in Eukaryota, Metazoa, Chordata, Actinopteri, Characiformes, Serrasalmidae. Bases 84 to 2264 code for a protein of 726 amino acids. The record is from RefSeq and is a predicted model, not a curated record. The transcript is spliced from 2 exons.
ACUCAGAAUCACUUCAAACCUACUAGAAACCUACUUCAUCACUCAGAUCAAGAAAGGAGUCGCCACAGCACUGCAGGGAAGCAAUGGCAAUGUCAAGGUUCAACCAAGCCCGUAGGAGCAUCACUAAAGCAAAGGAUUUCAGAGAUGACAUCGCAAUUUUAAUGCAUCCCUAUGCAAACUGGGAAGAAUAUCUGACACCAGCUCCCCUUUCCAUCGCUUUACUGGGACAGCUGAUCCGUAUUUCUGCUGUGGAUGAUUUCUCCAUCAAUAAAAACCCUCCUAAAGAUGGCUUCAAGUUUAUCAGAUAUCCUGACUCUUUCAAGGCCUGCCUCUUUCAAGUAUGCAAUGCUGGGUGGCAAGCUUUCAAUGACGCUCACAAGAACAUGGACCAAAUUCGUCUGUACACUGGACAGGUUCCAGACCACAUCAAAAAUGUAGUUGGGAUCAUUGUCCAGGAGGAUACUGGUCUUGUCCAACACUUCCUACCAGCUGAACUUGAGAACAUUGAGCGCAUAUCAUCAGAAUGCUUACAACUGGCUGAAAAAACUGAGGGAAAGUUCUCAGAGGUCAUUAAUUUGAUGCAAGAAUUAGUGGAGGCUUUAGUCAAUGCAAGACAGAGUUAUGAUGUGGAAUUACAAGAAAUAAAAAAAAACAUUGAAAUAGCAAAGAUGAGAAAGGAUUCCGCUGAGGAGGCAAAAAAGUUGGCUGACAAAGCUUUUAAAAAUCUUGAGAAAAGGUUGAUUAAGGCCGAGGAUGAGUACAAGAAAGCUUUAGACAGAAUACCAUCUGGAUGGGAACUGUUUGGAAUGCAGCUCUUGUCAAGUGUAUCAGAGACAGCAAUGACAGUAGCAGUUAGUUAUGCGACAACAAAGUUUUCAGGUCCAAUUGCUGGUUACAUCUCUGCUGGAGUUGGUGCACUUCCAGUCAUAACUGGUGGGAUUCGGGAUAUAAUCAAAGCAACCAAAGAAGGAAGUACCACAAGUGACACAAGCCCUGCAAACCAGAUGCAGGUAAAAGAGGUAAUGUCAGCUUACAAUGUCUUUGCUCGAUCAGGACAGAUUCUGGUACUGAGUGCAAAAAUGAAUGAAUUCUACAAUGGGAACAAACUAAAUUGGACUGAAUUGUAUGACCAGAAGAAUGAAACGGUUAAAUCUGAUUUUGUGAAGAAGAUGUUUGCGAAAACCAAACAGGAUUUAAUCACAGAAGAAGAAAGUCGGUUCAAAACUGAAGCCUUGAACAUCUGUGAGAAGGGUAUCUCCAUUUGCACAGAGCUGGCUAAAUGUGCCCCAAGUAAGGAAUGCGAUGAUGCCACAACAAUGAAACUGAUCGAGGACAUUACAAGCCUUAACAAUGCAGCACAGGUCUUUGACUCCAAAAGCAAGUUGUACACCAAUCGUCCACCUCUGCCAGUAGAACCGCCUCACUCCACUAAACAGCAGACUAGUGAUUCUCCAGAGUCGCUCCAUGUUAAUCUAGCCCGACUCCGAGUCGAACAAAGUGAGGUCAUGUUGAACAAAGUGACAGAAAUGUAUGAAAAGGCUUCCGAGAACAUGGAGAAGAAGAACACACUGCUGUUGAACAUUAUGACGGAGCUGAAGCGUCUUGAGCCCAAGGAGAUUGACUUUGAGAAAAAAAUCAAAGCUCUGGCAAAGGGCCUGGAGGCAAUGGGACAAGUUAAAGAACAGUGGGAAAAACUGGUGCACUUCUUCCAGCUCAUUACAAACAUUGUCAAGACUAUUCUGACUCAUCAUCUCAACAGUUUUACUCAGACCGUUGAGUUAGCUGUGAAGCACAGCUACACCUUUGACAAAUUUAUUAAAGAUAAGAUCUACACUAACACCUUGAAUGCCUCUGCUUAUGCCUAUCUGGUUAACAUGAUCUCCACUACUUACACAGAGGUGUCUGUAGAGCACCUGAUGGACAGUGUGAGCACUCUGGGAAAACUGAUGACUAUGGAUCCUAACAGCAUAGCAUUCCAUAGUGAGAUGGCAAAAUUUGAUGUUAAUUGCACAAAAGCAGAAGAAAGUAUCAGAGGAAUUGCAGCCAAAAAUAAAAAAGAUUUUCAGCUCAGAUGCCAGGACAGAAUCCUCCAAAUCCAGACAGUACUGAAGCCAGCACUGCCCCCAAUCUCUGAGGAGGCGAAUGAGAAACAGAAGAAAAUAAUACAAGAGGCAAUGAAGGCACUACCUCAAGAAGAGAAGGAGACAAAACCUGUGGUGAUGACUGAGCUCAUGUCAAAGGAAGAGGCUGAUCAGUUUGCUUGAAGGUGUCCAGCCCAAUGAUGCCAAUGUAAUGCUUGAUUUUUAAACUCCUUUUAUGAUUUUUAAACUCCUUUAAUUGUUCUAUCAUUCUUUUAAUCAUUUACGACUAAUGAAAAGAAUAUGACAAAACUAUGAAUAGAUUUACUUUUCUCAUCUCCCUCUUCAUCUUUCUGAAUUUAUUCUGUUAAUCAAUAAAAUUAACUGCAGCAUCAUA